Gadus morhua (Atlantic cod) is the source of this 2918-nucleotide messenger RNA. RefSeq names its product gamma-glutamyl carboxylase (gene ggcx). Gene Ontology annotation, molecular function: vitamin binding; gamma-glutamyl carboxylase activity. The record is from RefSeq and is a predicted model, not a curated record. The coding region runs from base 142 to 2457 and encodes 771 amino acids. NCBI's taxonomy places the organism in Eukaryota, Metazoa, Chordata, Actinopteri, Gadiformes, Gadidae. Gene Ontology annotation, biological process: peptidyl-glutamic acid carboxylation. The transcript is spliced from 15 exons.
CGUUCACUGUGACACGUAGGUGGUUGACCACUAACCCAGCCAGGAGCUCAGCUCACUACCUGGUCAAGGGGAAGCGGGUGCUGAAGUCCCUAUCCUGAAAUUCAGUUAAUAUCCUCCAGCUUCUUUACAAAAACAUCAGUUAUGGAGGCCAGGGGCGAGGGCGCAGGUGUGCAGUCUGCUGACCUAACCUCCGGGUCUGGAAAUGAAGACGAACCGGUAGAGGAUACGACCGCACAGGCCGUCAAGCCACCAGAAGGAAGAAUGAAACGUAUAUUUGGGUUUGAAAAGGAGGACUUCUCUUCCUGGCACCGCAUCGUGUGCCUCCUGAACCGCCCCACCGACCCUGCAGCGUUGGGCAUUUUCCGUUGCAUGUUUGGGAUGCUGAUGGCCAUCGACAUCACCCAGGAGAGGGGCCUCAGUCACCUGGACUACAAGUACCUGGACGGGGCCCCCAUCUGCCGCUUCCCCCUCUUCAGCUCCCUGGAGCCGCUGCCCAUGGACUGGAUGUACCUGGUCUAUGUGGUCAUGUUUUUGGGUUCUGUUGGGAUCAUGCUGGGUCUUUUCUACCGGCUGUCUUGCCUCAUGUUCAUCGCCACAUACUGGUACGUCUUCUUCCUGGACAAAACCGCCUGGAACAACCACUCCUAUCUCUACGGCCUGAUCGGAUUCCAACUCACACUCAUGGAUGCAAAUAGAUAUUGGUCACUUGAUGGUUUGAUGAAACCCAAGAAGAGGAAUGCUGACGUCCCGCUCUGGAACUACACCCUCCUGAGAGUACAGAUAUUUAUUGUGUAUUUCAUCGCUGGCAUCAAGAAGUUGGACGCAGACUGGGUGGAGGGAUACUCCAUGUCCUAUCUGGCGCAUCACUGGCUGUUUGAGCCCUUCCAGAUGAUCCUGUCGGUGGACCAGGUCAGUCUGCUGGUGGUGCACGGAGGAGGCCUGGCCCUCGACCUCACGGCGGGGUACCUCCUGUUCUUCGACGCCACGCGGCCGUUCGGCAUCGUCUUCGUCUCCUACUUCCACUGCAUGAACUCUCAGCUCUUCAGCAUCGGAAUGUUUGCCUACACCAUGCUGGCCACCAGCCCUCUCUUCUGCUACCCCGACUGGCCCCGGAGAUUCUUCGCCCGCUUCCCGGCGCCCCUGUGGGUCUUACUGCCCAUCACGGCCCCGGGGCCCCAGCCCAGCAGCUCUUGCGUUUAUCCAGAGGUCCAGAAGGGCGGCAAGAAGGCCCCUAAGACCCCGUCCUCCAACACCACCCCCAAAGUCUCCCAGCCCAGGUUUAGACACAAGCUGGCCACCGUCUUUGCAUUUAUCUACGUGGUGGAACAGUUCUUCCUGCCUUACUCACACUUUAUCACACAGGGCUACAACAACUGGACCAACGGCUUGUACGGCUACUCCUGGGACAUGAUGGUGCACUCGCGCAGUCACCAGCACGUCAAGAUCACGUACAAAGACGGAACGACGGGAGAGGUCGGAUACCUCAACCCCGGGGUAUUCACUCACAGCCGGCGCUGGAAGGACCACGGGGACAUGCUGAAACAGUACGCCGUCUGCCUCAGUGCGAACCUGCCCCGUUACAACAUCACCGAGCCAGAGAUAUACUUUGACAUCUGGGUCUCCAUCAAUGAGCGCUUCCAGCAAAGGAUCUUUGACCCGCGCGUGGACAUUGUGAAAGCUGAUUGGUCUCCGUUCCGUCCGAACCCCUGGCUUAUGCCCCUGCUGGUUGACCUGUCCCCCUGGAGGACCAAGUUCCAGGAGAUCGAGAGCAGUCUGGACAACCAGACGGAGAUCGUGUUCAUCGCUGACUUCCCAGGCCUCCACCUGGAGAACUUUGUGAGUGAAGACCUGGGCAACACCAGUGUGCAGGUCCUCCAGGGUCAGGUCACCGUAGAGAUCACCGAGGAAAACAAGAACUACACCCUGGAGACCGGCCAGCAGAUGAAGCUACCCCACGGCGCCUACCACAAGGUGUACACGGUGUCCGAGGGCCCGUCCUGCUACAUGUACGUCUACGUGAACACCACGGAGGCGGCGCUGCAGCAGAACUUCACCAGGCUGCUGGGGAUCCAAGAGCGUGUCCGCAACGGCACGGAAACGGAGCCCCUCCCCCCAGAGCUGCUGCCGCUCAUCGCCACAGACGACCAAGGGUCAGAGGUCAACGCCACGGACCCCGUCGUCCAGCUGUUCCUGAGGAGGCAGCGGCGCAUGAAGGAGGUGAAGAAACGCCGGGAGGCCAACGUGAUGGAGCGCCUCAACCGCUUCACCGUCAAGAAGUACUACCUGCUCAGAAGAGGGUUUCUAAUGACGUCCAUUGCACUGCGCAACCUAGCGUUUGGUCUUCCUCCAGUGGACCAGCUGACCAGGGAGGUGGCCUUCGCCAACAUGAAGGAACCUCUACAGGAAGCCAAUCAGGACGGACCUCUCAAGGAGGAGGCGGGACAUGGAGAGCUUUAGGACCAAUAGAUAAGAUCCCGAGAAGUCCCAGCCAACAGAGGGAGGAAGGAUUGCGUGAACAAAAGGAUAUGGAUAAUCUUUCUAAUGGACUGUUACUAUGGCGGGAGCAUUAACUGCUCAGCAAUUGAAAGUAUUUAAAUUGACCUGUAAUAUAACACGUCCUGCAUCAGAUGGUUUUUUUUAAGACAGUAUUUUGUUACAAUCGUUUACAAUGAAAGGACCAGUUUGAGUUAUGCUUUAAUCAGAAUGUUAAUCAAAUUAUGCUUCUUUACUUGCCUGGUAUUUUUUCUCAAACCAUAUUUUAUCUGAAGUGUAACAGAUGUUUUUUAGGGACGUCUUGACCUCCUGUGAGGCAUUUGAGAAUCCACUAAUGUGAAAAAAAUCUUUACGCUUGGCGAUAACAGUUGGUACUGACGUCAUGUUUUAUAUGUACUUUUUAAAUAAUAAAUAAGUUGGAUGUA